Prorocentrum cordatum is the source of this 1866-nucleotide messenger RNA. The record is from the annotation of a GenBank genome assembly. NCBI's taxonomy places the organism in Eukaryota, Dinophyceae, Prorocentrales, Prorocentraceae.
CAUCGGCCAUGGCGGAGUGAGAGUCCGUGGGCAAGGGGCGGACAUGCCGCGGCGGAAGCGCACGCGGGCGGCCAGUGCUUGGGACAGCCCGCAGGUGCCCGGGCCCAGGCUCCCUGUGGUGCUGCUCCCCUCAUCGAGGCCGCUGCAGCCGAGGCAGGCGGCGGCAAGUGCUGGCGGUCGUGGAUGUGCGCCGGCAGUCGAGUGCUUCGCCCUUGAUGCCACGGAUGGGCAGGAGGCCAGUGCCGUGUACGAGCUCGACUGGGCAGCCAUCGGCGUGCAGGCGGACGUGGGUGUGGUCGUGGACGUUCGCGGAUCGGGCGUCGUGAGCGCGGCUGCCGCCCUGUCCGUGGUGGCCAUCGCCGUGGGCUCGUCCUUCGGCCGCGUCUCGGUGCCGCUGCUCGAGCUGCUGGGGGCGCUCGCGGGGUUCUUCUCCCUCGUGGCGUGCGGCCUGGUACUGCUCUGGCCGCAGGUGUGCGCCGUCGUGCCGAGGGCCGUGGAGAGCGUGGUGGGGCAGGCGGAGGUGCACGGCGAGGAUAGCGCCGACCUGCCGAAGGAGAGCGAGGCGGAGCCGUCGGAGGCCUACGUCGAGGAGUUCGUGGAGGCGCCGACGUCCGAGGGCGUCGACGAGUGUGUCCACGUCCACGUGCAGAAGGUGUCGUUCAUGGAGGUCGCCGCCGAGGAGUUCGUGGAGGUGCGCCGACGUCCGAGGGCGUCGACGAGUGUGUCCACGUCCACGUGCAGAAGGGGUCGUUCAUGGAGGUCGCCGCCGAGGAGUUCGUGGAGGUGCCCGUGGCCGCGGGCAUCGAGAGGAGCGCCUACGUGCCGCAGAACCACUCCGAGGGGGAGCUUGUCGGCGAGGUGAGCGUGGCGGUGCCAGCGGCGGACUACGUCGAGAAGGUCGUGGAGGUGGCUUCGUCCGAGGACGUCGAGGUCAGCGCCCACGUGCCGAAUGUGCCGUUCAAGAUCGUGGAGGGGCGGCCAGGGGGGCCGCCCGAGGCCGCCGCCGGGGCUGCCGGCCGCGCCGAGGGGCGGCCAGGGGUGCCGACGGGCAUCGAGGGGAGCGUCCACGCGCCGAGGAGCGACGCCGUCGCCGAGGAGGAGCUCGUCGGCGAGGUGAGCGUGGUGCCGCCGAGGCCCGUGGAGCAGAGGCCCCGCUGGGCCGAUGCAGGGGACGAGGACUGUGACGUGCUGGUCGAGCUGCCGACGGCCUCCCUGGAGCAGGCGCGGGCGGGCGGCUCGCGGCCGCGGCGCAGGCGCAGGCGCAAGGGGACCAACUGGCAGAUAGUGCAGUUCGCCGUUGAUGUGCUCGAGCGGUUUGGCUCCCUCCGAGAGUCGCUGGCGGCCACGCUCGGGCCCAGGGCGGUGAAUGUGGCUUUCGAGGGGCUGUUCGACGAGGCGUCAACAGCCGCGGAGUGGGGCUGCGACGUGUCGAUCGGCUCCGAGACGGGGAACACCUUGGUUCAGAUGUUCCUCGGUGGCGAGUUCGCGGAGUGCGCCGACUCGUGGCUCCAGGUCGUCGCGGCCGGGGAGAAUGAGUUCUCCGAGGUGAGCCGCGCGCGGGGGCGAGGGGCGAAAGCGGGCGGGGAGGGGCCUCGGAGCGAGGCCCCGCUCUCCCCGUCCGUGCUGGAUCCCCCUCGGAAUCUUGCGAGGGCGGCCCCGUGAGGCCUGCCUGGGGCUCCUCCUGGGGUCGUGCCGCCUGGCCCGCGGGCCUGUGCGGGGUGGGCGCGCCCUCCUUGGAUCCCCCCUCGGGGUUCCAAGGCGGUCGCGCGGGCGUCGGGCUCCGUCCUCGUCGCCACGGCCCGCGCGUCGGGGCGCGAGGCCGCGAGGGGUGCGCAGUGGAUCGACUCUGCCCCCCAUGUCGCGCCG